Molecule: messenger RNA, 1581 nt
Organism: Pogona vitticeps (central bearded dragon)
Lineage: Eukaryota; Metazoa; Chordata; Lepidosauria; Squamata; Agamidae
Product: tubulin alpha-1 chain
Biological process (GO): microtubule-based process
Cellular component (GO): microtubule
Molecular function (GO): GTP binding; structural constituent of cytoskeleton
Source: RefSeq, a predicted model, not a curated record
UUUAACCACACUAUAAAGGUCCAGGGAACAAUGAGGGCGGGUUGGUUUUAAGUUCUUGCAAGUUUCUACAACAUUGACAGCCUGUAUCACAAUGAGAGAGUGCCUUUCCAUCCACGUGGGCCAGGCUGGCGUCCAAAUGGGCAACGCAUGCUGGGAACUCUACUGCCUGGAGCAUGGUAUCCAGCCGGACGGAAAGAUCCCCAACUCCCACCUGGACAGCCAAAUGGAUUCGUCAUUCGAGACCUUCUUCUGCAAGACGGGAGCUGGGAAGCAUGUCCCCCGAGCGGUCUUCAUUGACCUGGAGCCCUCCGUCAUAGAUGAAAUCCGCACCGGGACGUAUCGUUCCCUCUUUCAUCCGGAGCAGUUGAUCAACGGCAAAGAAGACGCGGCCAACAAUUAUGCCCGCGGCCACUACACCAUCGGGAAGGAAAUCAUUGACACGGUGCUGGACAGGAUCCGCAAAAUGGCUGAGCAAUGCAGUGGUCUCCAAGGUUUUCUGCUCUUCCACAGCUUUGGUGGAGGCACAGGGUCAGGCUUCACCUCCCUUUUGAUGGAACGGCUCUCGGUUGACUUUGGUAAGAAAGCCAAGCUGGAGUUUUCUGUAUAUCCUGCACCACGGAUCUCCACAGCGGUGGUGGAGCCCUACAACUCCAUCCUGACCACCCACACCACCUUGGAGCACUCCGACUGCUCCUUCAUGGUGGACAACGAAGCCAUCUAUGACAUAUGUAACCGGAACCUCAACGUUGAACGCCCAACGUACAUCAACCUCAACCGGCUGAUUGGGCAGAUUGUGUCGUCCAUCACGGCUUCUUUGAGGUUUGACGGGGCUUUGAAUGUCGACCUGGCGGAAUUCCAGACCAACCUGGUGCCUUACCCGCGUAUCCACUUCCCUCUGACCACGUACGCCCCCAUCAUCUCGGCGGAAAGGGCCUUCCACGAGCAGCUCUCUGUGCCAGAGAUCACCAACGCCUGCUUUGAGUUCUCCAACCAGAUGGUGAAAUGUGACCCUCGCCGGGGCAAAUACAUGGCUUGCUGCCUCCUCUACCGGGGCGACGUGGUGCCCAAGGAUGUCAACGCAGCCAUUGCCGCCAUUAAGACCCGGAGGUCCAUCCAGUUUGUAGAUUGGUGCCCCACGGGCUUCAAGGUGGGCAUCAACUACCAGCCGCCCACAGUGGUGCCCGGAGGGGACCUGGCCAAGGUGCAACGGGCCGUCUGCAUGCUGAGCAACACCACGGCCAUCGCGGAGGCCUGGGCCCGGCUGAAUCACAAGUUUGACCUCAUGUACGCCAAGCGGGCCUUUGUCCACUGGUACGUGGGGGAAGGCAUGGAGGAAGGCGAGUUCUCCGAAGCCCGGGAGGACCUGGCCGCCCUGGAGAAGGAUUACGAGGAAGUAGGGCAAGAUUCUGGGGACCCUGGGUCUGAUGCAGAGGAGGACCAAGAAUAUUAAGCACCCCCAGUGCAAGAAAACAAACUUUUAAUGCCACCAGUUCAGAGUCUGAACGGCUCUGCCUGCACACAACACAGUUGCUGGGUGUCCUGGUUUCUCACCAUACACUUUAUUGUCCUCAGCUUCCUGGU